This is a messenger RNA of Liolophura sinensis, 3616 nucleotides long. Its product is annotated as trichohyalin-like. Lineage: Eukaryota; Metazoa; Mollusca; Polyplacophora; Chitonida; Chitonidae. The transcript is spliced from 13 exons. The record is from RefSeq and is a predicted model, not a curated record. The coding region runs from base 40 to 2901 and encodes 953 amino acids. Gene Ontology annotation, molecular function: protein binding.
GACAGAGGAUUAGCAAGAUUAAUCUCAGUAGAGGAAGAAAUGGCAUCUGAACAAGAAAUGGACAAGACAGUUAUGUCGGAAGAAACCAUAGAGGAAAAUCAAACACAACAGGAAACCAAAGAGGAAAAUCCUAUCCAAGAGGAAGCCACAGAGGAAACACAACAGGAAACCAAAGAGGAAAAUCCUAUCCAAGAGGAAGCUACAGAGGAAACACAACAGGAAAUCAAAGAGGAAACUCCUAUACAAGAGGAAUCUACAGAGGAAACACAACAGGAAUCCACAAAUAACAUUACAGAGGAAACACAACAGGAAUCCACAAAUAACGUUACAGAGGAAACCGCACAAGAAACGCAACAGGAAUCCACAAAUAACAUUACAGAGGAAACACGACAGGAAAAUGAGCAGGAUGCUGUGAAGGAAACUGCAGAGGAAACACAGCCGGAAGCCAUGGAGGAACCAGAGCAAGAAACUGAAAGGAAAAGAGAGGAGAUCAUAGAGGAAGCACAGCAGGAAACCACAGAGGAAAAAGCACACCAGGAAACCACAGAGGAAAAAGCACAGCAAGAAACCACAGAGGAAAAAGCACAGAUGGAAAAUGACAAGGACACACAGGCAGAACCCGCUGAAGAAAAGCCAGGCUCAAAGCUCUACCUGGCAGUAAAGGGGAAUAACCCUGAGGAAGUGAUGAGCCUGUUAAACUCUGGAGAGGAUGCAAACCUCCGCGGGAUGAACGGACAGACCCUGCUGCAUUUGGCAGUCAGCAUCAAUGCAGCACCCUCUAUAUUCACCGCUCUGCUAGACAAAAUGGACGAUUUCACCCAGCGCGAUGAAAAUGGUUAUUCCGUACUGGAGCUUAUCUAUGUCCACGACUACUCUGAGGAAGCCGAGAAUGCUUUAAAGGCUAAAGUUCGCAGCCGCAUUCUGGAAGGUGAGGUGGAGAAGAUAAGGAGUCUAGUGUUAUCUGGCUGGAGCUGGUAUCCUGUCAGCGCAGACGAUGUCAGGGAAACAUCUGUAGAGGCAGCGGAAUUCAUGGAAAAGCUGUCAGAAUACAAGGAGAAAAUCGCCAGUGUUCACAAGGCUGUUGAGGAAGGCAACACUGGUGUAAUAGAGUUACUACAGGAAAAUAAGGAGCUGUGUGAGGCAUAUGACAGGACUGGGUUACCUCCCCUGACAAAGGCCGUUAUCCUUAGAAAGAUGGAGGUGGCACAGGAAAUGGCCUUGCAAUUACCAGGCAGCCUCAAUCUCAAGGACAACCUUGGGAGAGUUGCACUCCACUAUGCCGCAUCCUGGAAAGAUGAAGGUCAGAUCUACCAGGCUUUACUGGAUGCUGGUGCUGUGGAUACCACAGAUGAGCAAGGUCACACAGCAAUGGAAUACAAGGAAAACCCAGAACUUCUGGAUGUGAACAAAGUUCAGCAAAGGGUGCUGAGAAUCCUCCAAAAGGCCCCAGUCACAGAGAGAGUGAAACAGCAAGAAGGUGAUACAUCUCAAGGUCAAACGGAGGUUCAAAACGAACUGGAAGCCACAGAAGCUACAGCUGAUGUCACAACUGAACCAACUGUAAAAGAAAAUGCUGACAAGUUAUCACCUAACCUCCUAGAGCAUGACCUAAAUGACAAACCUAUACCUAAGCACGAGAGAAAGCCCUACAAAAGACCGAACAACUAUGAAGGCCAGUACCUGGCUGACAACCUGGGGUCUGCCCUGACCCUUGCCCUGGCUGAGAUCGCAGAGCGGCGACCGUGGGAUCCUAUAGAAUACCUUGCCCACUUCCUGUAUAAAUUUCGUGCCAACAUGGAAUUCGAACAAAAGGAGAGGGAAUUACAACAGAAGCUUCAGGAUGAAGUGAACGAACGUGAGAAUGAAAGGCUGAGGAAACAGAAACGUAUGGAAGAGGAGCGUGCUAUCAGGGAGGAGGAGGCGAGGAGAGAGAGAGAGGAGCGAGAAGAAGAGGAGAGGAAGAGGCUGGAGUUGGAGGAGCAGCAGAACAGGGCUAAAGAGGCCAUCUUAUCGCAGGCCCCUGACCUACCUACAGUGAUGGAGGAGACAGGGGAAAUUGAAGGCAGUAUGAAAGACAAGGACGAGACUGGACAGUCUGAACUUCAUCGCCUAGCUGCGGUUCCAGGAAGUGACCUUCUGGCCCUGCUAAACUCAGGCUUCAGUCUGGCUGACAGAGACGAACAUUACAGGACUCCAAGAGACAUCGCAGAAGAGAAAGGGCUUGAUCAGAAUGUGGAAAUUCUUGACAACUACAUAGCUAACAUGUUGGAGGGAGAAAAGCUGGCAGAACUAGAGCGGCUGUUGUUGGAAGGUUACGACAAAUUCCCACUCAUUCUGAGCAAGGUCAGCACAGAGGGUUUACCCGAGGAGGUCACGAACUUUAUCAGCGCAAUCCCACAGUUACAGACCAAAGUGACGGAGGUAGCCAAAGCUGUGAAAUCAGGGGUAGAGCGUGAUGUGAGACAGACACUCGACAGGAAACGGUUCGUCCUGGCCAAGGACAACAAGGGUCGGACCGCUCUGCACAACGCGGUGCUGUAUGAUCACCCUGAGGUCACAGAGUACAUCACCCAGACGUUUCCCGUCAGUGUCAAAGCCAGGGACAAUCUGAACAGAACUCCGCUCCAUUACGCAGCUGCCCUGUCAGAUGACCUGUUUGACCUCUUGGUAGAACAUGGUGCAGAUCUGACCGUCAAAGAUGUGAAAGGAAAGACACCUAGUGAUUACAAAGAGGAUAAAGGGGAGAUAAUCAAGUUGAGAGAUGAAACCCAUGAUGAUGACGACGAUGAUGAUGACGAUGACAACAGUAACGAAAAAGACAAUGAUAACACUGAAAAAGAUGCUGACAACAAUGACCAUACUGAGGAGACAAAUGAAAAAGAGGAUGCCGCAGAAACAUGAAAUGUCACCAUUACUUCACACAUUGUUUGAAAUGAAGAGUGGAAAACUGCUUUAUUACCGUUCAACAUGGUAUACGUCCAAUCUUUACAUUUGCCUAUCUUUUUCAGGGUAACAGCUGUAUUUUGAAUCACGGUUACAUUUGUCUGUGAUAGUAUUCACCUUAGCAUCAGUAUUUAACGAGUUGUCUUUCCAAUAUGUUCAAAGGAUGAAACUGUAGUAACAUUUAUCAGUUAUAUGGUUCAGCCUUACUGCCUUCUAGUAUUAAAAUAUACACAGAGUGAUUGGUAACUGAUUUACAGCAGCAAACAAAUUUGUUUUAAAUCACAAACUGAUUAUGCAAAUUUAAAAAGCUGCCUGUACACAAUUCAGUGAUCUUUGAGUCUUUGAGCUUAUAUACUUUAAUCAAGUACGUUUCCUAUUAAAAACCCACAUGUUCUUCUCUGUUAAACCAGUUACCCUAGCUUUACGGAUAAAGGGUACUGUUUGUAAAGUUUGUAACCUAUUUAUAAACCACAUGUAGUAAAGAAAAGUUUAUCAUAUAUCAUGUGUUGUUAAUGACAUUCACCAUUGAAUCGUCCAAUACCUGUUUUAGAUGUAUUCACAGGAUUUCCAAAACUCACUGUACAUAUACCACAAACAAAAAAAUCCCCCAAAAACAUAAAAUAAUUUCUCCAUUUCAUUGUUGUUUUUCAGUUUAAUAUAGAACUUCCAUUCU